Rhodofomes roseus is the source of this 585-nucleotide messenger RNA. RefSeq lists its product as uncharacterized. The transcript is spliced from 2 exons. The record is from RefSeq and is a predicted model, not a curated record. The coding region runs from base 1 to 585 and encodes 194 amino acids. NCBI's taxonomy places the organism in Eukaryota, Fungi, Basidiomycota, Agaricomycetes, Polyporales, Fomitopsidaceae.
AUGUUUCUCACCUUCUCUGUUGGCAAGAAGAAGACAGCCGCACCCGCUGUGACGACGGCGACACAACAAGAAGAAACUAUACGGAUUGUGGAGCCCAACCCACCGAGUUACGCCAUAGCCAUAGACGUCUUCGUAUGCGAAACGACUGAAGUCGACGCCGCCGCUGGCACGGAGACCUGGGUUGUAGACAAACAACCAGGAAGGCCGCUUGCUCGCGGUCACAUCUUGACCUUGCGGCUUGGAGAUCACGUGAUCGGAUCGGGCAGGAUCUCAACUGUUGACGCCCUCACUCGCCACUGGGUCACGUUCCGCCUGGCCGGAGCACGUGAGGGAAUGCGUGUCCGUGUCCCCAUACCGUGGGCCGGCCUUAGCGGGUACAGGUCAUACACCCACACAUCCCAAUUCCAUGCUCUAUCGCCGACUCCAGAGCCCCACGCACUGUUCAAAGACUCCCCGCCGUUCGCAGACCCCGACGAAAACCCGUACGAGUUCGAAAUGACGACGGGAAAGGAGAUCAGGCUCCUCGCUAAACUCAAAUCGAUCUCGCCGGAGCACGACCAAACGGAGAUGCUCACGUGGGAAUGA